CGUGGAGUCGCGAUGCCGCGGGUGCGUCUUGGAACGCGGUGACGUUACCGGCAGAGGAGGAAGAUGGCGCAUUACCGGGCUGGCGAUUCUCGAAGAGAACAAUUCCGAAGAUAUUUAGAAAAAAGCGGAGUGUUGGAUGCACUUACUAAAGUGCUGGUUGCUCUCUACGAGGAGCCGGAGAAGCCUAAUAAUGCAAUGGAUUUUUUGAAACAGCAUUUAGGAUCAGCAGGCCCCGAGACUGCAGACGUGGAAACACUGCGACUUGAAGUGACAGAACUGAGACAGAAAUAUGAGGCCCUACUGGAGGAGAAUAAGGAAUUAAAAGCCAAGCUUGCACAGUUCGAGUCCCCCAAAGAGGAAGGGCAACCUGAAUAAGUCAAAUCUGUCUGUAUCAUUAGAAAAUGGAUGAAAGGAGUCUGAGAGAGCACCUGAAAAAUUGUAUUAAAUUUGGAGCAUUGAUGUA
This is a messenger RNA of Mobula hypostoma (lesser devil ray), 463 nucleotides long. RefSeq names its product MYC binding protein (gene mycbp). The transcript has 5 exons. Gene Ontology annotation, cellular component: nucleus. Bases 64 to 375 code for a protein of 103 amino acids. The record is from RefSeq and is a predicted model, not a curated record. Gene Ontology annotation, biological process: regulation of DNA-templated transcription. Gene Ontology annotation, molecular function: transcription coactivator activity. NCBI's taxonomy places the organism in Eukaryota, Metazoa, Chordata, Chondrichthyes, Myliobatiformes, Myliobatidae.